AUGAAGCUCCUUGCUGCUCUUGUCGUGCCUUUGGUUGGUGCCCGCGUCAUUCGAUUGGAGCAGGCACCCCUCUUGCCAGAGCAUACUGAAAGUGUUGCACCUGGAAUCGGUGUGCACUUCACAACUUCGUAUGCAACUGCUGCUGCAAAAUACGAGAAUGGCACGACGGUCGACUUGGUCAGAGUGCAAGCAGACGCAGACUACAUCGAGUUGAUGUCGCGGUGGACAAGAUCGUGGAGGGAAUUCGACUGUGAAGGGCCGGUCCAGCGACUACGAUGCGACCUCGAACAUGUACGGCGCGAAGCGAGAAGAAAGUUGGGACUACCCGUUACAAGAGAAUCGGCGACACUCAGCAAGUUUGUGAAGAAGGUGCAAGCCGCCAUUGAAGAAGAGCUAGGAACGUUGGUACACACAAUCGCUCCUGUUGCACCCCAACUCGUUGGCUGGGUCUCCGAAGACUUCCAAGAUGCUCUGGACCUUGCUGGCUUGACCUCUACAAGACUGGGCGACCGCAGCUCCAACGACAAGCCAACGUACCGGGACACGAACGCCGCUUUCGCAGGGCUGGGCCAUGGUCUUUGUGAAUCUGGAACGACCCUGGCAGACUGCUUGGAAGAGGAGCGCCAGAUGCCCUACGAGCACGUACUGUUUUUAGAUUUCGACAACUCAUCCUUUAGUGCAACGGUGCAAUACUUACAGCACGUAAACCAAGAAUGGACCUACUCCAACAGAGUUGACAUGGAGCUUGGGUGGUGGAAUCUGCCCAUUUUCGAAGCAACAAGGGCGAGAUUCUGGGCGCAAAUCCACGAGGUCAUCCUCGAAGUAGCCGGAGCACUACAGCGAGCGCCGAACAAGAUUGUUCUUCUUGGGGAUCAUGGCACGAACGCAGAGUUCCUAGACGUUAUCAAAGCUGCUCUGUGGGAUGUCCUGGAGAUCGACGUCUCGUUGAUGUUGAGUGCGAACGAGGCCGAGGAUACCGGUAUGUUGGCUGCACGUGGUGCAGCAGAAUUGGCGUGGAGAGCGGAGACAUGGAGCAACGAGAAGAGCGCGCAAGAGGAUGUUGAGAGCAUUGAGCUCUGA
Molecule: messenger RNA, 1080 nt
Organism: Ascochyta rabiei
Lineage: Eukaryota; Fungi; Ascomycota; Dothideomycetes; Pleosporales; Didymellaceae
Exons: 2
Coding region: 1-1080 (359 amino acids)
Source: RefSeq, a predicted model, not a curated record